Molecule: messenger RNA, 3401 nt
Organism: Uranotaenia lowii
Lineage: Eukaryota; Metazoa; Arthropoda; Insecta; Diptera; Culicidae
Product: MTOR-associated protein MEAK7
Exons: 8
Coding region: 1043-2455 (470 amino acids)
Source: RefSeq, a predicted model, not a curated record
UUGCACUCAUUACUCAGUGUUGUUAUCGAAAAAGUGAAGGAUGUGAGGCUGAAGCUGCUAACCUUCAUACUGUAUUCAUAGACCUAGUUAGUUCAUCAUCAAAAAUUAAGGGUAAAAAGAAAUCCAUCCCGAAAGUGCUACUGUCGAUUGGAAAGAUUCUAUUCAAAUUGGUAAAAUUGUGCAACAAUUGAGACCGGCCGACACCACAUAUUAACACUACCAGCUCCAAAUGCAAAGCACAUUCAUUACAAAGUGUGAUUUUUCUCAAAAAUGUAAAGCUGAAGAUCUACCAAGAAAUGAAAAUUGCAAUUCAGACGAAAAAUAUUUGUUCUGCAAAAGUGAUGAAAAAUAAUGUUUGUAAUAUGAAUAAUAGUUUGUUUACAGCUUUCGGAGGUGCAAAUUAGCCUACUGUUGCGUGAACACGAAAUUUUUUGUACAUGUGAAUAAGAAAAUAUUUGAAGCAAUUGAAUUUACGCACCGGAAUAAUCGACUUAUUCAUAAAGGAAAAUCUUUGUGACUACAGAUUGAAAAGUAUAAUUUGAAACGUAUUGCCAAAAAUACCCUAUAUUGGCCUUGGACCAAUACUUCAUAAUUGUGCUGGAAUCAGCCAAAGCUACCCCUCAACCCAGCAUUUGUGACAAACUGUAGGAUGAACACAUCGAUUGAUAGAAGGACGGUGCGAGUAGAAUAUUGAAAAGUAAACCGUAAGCAGACAGACAGUGUUUAUGUGGCGACUACUAGUUCAAGGUUUAUUGUUGGAGCGCUGAAAACAUACUCCUGAGGCUGGAAUAUUUUUAACCAUGUGAGAUUAGAGUAAUCAUUCCAGCGCAGCACAAAUUGAAAUUGAAAAGGAUUGACGGAUACUAUAUAUUGGAACGCCUAUCAGCGAAGGGAGCAAAUAUGUCCUUUUAGAGCACUUUUUCCCUAUAUUCGCUAAAACGCACAAGUACAACCUUAUUGAUUCGUUGUUCAGCGAAUUGUUGAGCAAAACAGUACUGAAAGCAAACAACAACUCCUGCAACUUAGAAAAAAUCCAGUCAUCAUGGGAAAUUCAUCGAGUUCAAAAUUAGCAGAAAAAUGUCCGAUGCUGGAAAAGAGCGAGUUACCCCUGGUGGCCACAUCUUUCCGUCUAGCGAGCAAAAAUUCAGACAAAUGCAAGGAAGAAGAUCUUAUGAAAUUUUGGGGCUCACAGAUGGACCCACGUUUGGCACAAUACAUCACCAACUUUCUCUUUGGACCGUUAGGGUCUCGAGCCAGCUUUGUCGAGUUGCCCCGAUUUGCGGAGCUCUAUGUUUAUACCGUACGUGGAACCAAGGAUGAGCGUAUCAAUGUGCUGCUCAGCAGUCUCGGGCAGGCUCCUGAAUCUGAAUCACCGGAAAUAGCGUACCCGUUAAUCAAAGAGUACGUGGAAGCUGUCGUGAGUAGCUACAUGCGGGCGAUAAGACUCGAAGGUGGGCCGGAGUUUAAAUCAUGGGAAUCUCGUGGAUUCCGCAUUGUGAAAGAAUGUAUUCAAAAGCUAGCCGAAGGCCUGGUUUAUGAUGUAGUACAACAGGGUACACAGAAAGUAACACGUGCGGAUGCCGAGCGAUGGCUCAGCAAAAAUCCCAUCUUUCUCCGAAUGUUGGAGCACGUGUUUUCCCAUUUGUUCAAUUAUCGGAAUCUGAAAAAUACUUCCGACGAAAGACGUAAGGAUGAUUCGGACGAAAGCCGAUCCCGGCGGAAGGAAAACAUUCCGCAACCGGAUGUGGUGCUACAUACGAUGCUUCCACUGUGCGAGGGCCUGCAGUACAUGCCAGACUAUCCGGCCUUUACCGAUCUGUCUCAAAUGUUGUUUGUGAAUGCUAAUCUGCCAGCCAUGCUGCAGAAUAAAUGGCGCUUCCUGUUCUCAUCCCAGAUUCACGGAGAAAGCUUCUCCACGUUGUUAGGUCGAAUAAUCGAUCAAGGCCCAACAGUUGUGAUAGUGGAAGAUUCAAAUGGUUUCAUAUUCGGAGGCUACGCAACCGAUGCCUGGGCGUUGAGUCCCAACUUUUGUGGCAAUGACAACUCUUUUUUGUUCACCUUACGGCCCAAGAUGCGCUGUUUUCCGUCAACGGGGUAUAAUAAUCACUAUCAGUAUAUGAACUUGCAUCAGCAGACGAUGCCAAACGGAAUGGGCAUGGGCGGGCAAUUUGGCUACUGGGGCUUGUGGCUUGACUGUGAGUACGGCAUCGGAGAAUGUUCAGAAUCAUGCAGCACCUACAAAGGCUAUCUUCAGAUGAGUGCUACUAAAAAGUUUACCGUCCGAAACGUCGAAGUGUGGGGCGUCGGGGAAAAGCCCGUCAAGGAAGACGAUGAAUUGGAGCCAGAACAUUCGAAAACAUCUGUUCUGGAUGGGAAUGCUGAUAGCAAGGCAAUGCUGCGAAUGGGUGGCAGGGAGCAGUACUCCGACGGGUAUAGGGAUGAACCCAAAGAUUAAAAUUUGCGAACGAACGCCAGAGAUGAUGAACUUCAGUUGAAAAAGUUUGAUUCCCCGCAGAUCAACCAGGUUGAUUUGCUGGACGUGUUCAAUUUCAACUUCAUUUAGACAGUCUUGGGUAUCCUUUUUUGCUUCCAAAUUCAACUGUAAAAACUAUCUGGAGUGUACAAGAGGCAUGAGCUUUCAGUCUUGGUCAAUUAUAUUUGAAAGCAAAUAUUGUCGGAUGAGCUCGUAGCCGAAGAGAGGAGCAAAUUUCCCGGUAAAUUUGUAAUAUUUUAACCUUCCUUCUCUGGCGUUUGCUCUACACAGAUUUAUUUACGGUAGGGAAUUUAAAAAUGCGUAUACACUUGUGAAAACCACUGCAUUGGCUGUACUUAGAAAUGAAAACUAUAGAAAUAUCAUUGUUCAACUGGGGAAGAGUAAUAUACUUAUUAUGACCGUGAUUUGAAAUCAGAUUUUAGGUGUACCCCUAUUUAGGGACUUUGAAAGAAAAAAAAAUCUUAUCUAAUGUUUGUUUGUUAUUCAUAGGGCAGAAUGUAGAGAUUCUUAUGUCUCCAUUUGUAAAUAAGUAAUAUUAAAAUGAGGCUGAUGUAGUCCUUUGGCUGGAACCCAAAUCUCGAAGUUGAAAUCGUUUGGUAGCGCUUUAACUGCCUGAACCUUUUCAUGAGAAAGAUUGUUAUAGGUUGGGAUUAUUUUAGCUCUGUUGUGCCAUAUACAGAAUUUCAAUCGAAACGACAACACAUGAAGGAUCAUAAGCUUGUGUGGAAGCUUAAAAAUGUUCAAACAAUCAGGAGUCGAUAAAACUUAAGUGCAGUAUUGGUAGAGUUAGAUGGAACGUACUAAAAGUGAGUGUCAUAUAGAUGUCAUUGUGCUUUGUUCAAAGUGUAGACAAACGGAAAUCAAACAAAUGGAAUUUAAAUAAAAAGAACUUGGUAGAAAUAGUAAA